UGGCCACCUGCAUCGCUGCGUCAGUCGCCUGUUGUAGAAGUGUCCUAAGUGACCGAAAAGAACAAAGGCACAGAAUCUCUUCUUCGGAACUCCGGGAAACUAAUAGACUUUCACACUCUUAUAUUGGCCGUUUUGCCAUCGUACUAUUUGACUGCACAGGCUUCUCCUGCAUCGACCGUCUCAUCCCAUAUUUGGUAGUCGUCAUAUUUGCUUGCCACCCUUCUUCGCAAACACAUUGGCUCGUGCUCCGACAUUCCGGGCUCUCACGAGCUUAAUGUCAAAGGACAGUCAAAAGGGGACCUUCUUCGGGGCCUUCUCUCCGUGGAAUACCUCUAGAAGUACAUCCCCACAGCCUUUCAACGAUACGAAAGAUGUCCUCCAACGUUCUCGGGGAGAGGACCACACAGUCACACAUAGACAUGGGUUGAGUCUACGCCGGUACCCCAAGGACUGUCCUCCAUUAAGGGUAAAAUGGUUCUAUGCAGUGGAUUCACCCAAAAGCAAGCCAGGGCUUCGCGAUCAUAAGGGCGAUCCAAAACCCUUGGCGCCUCCCAAAAAGUUUGUUCCGUUCACUUGCACAGACUCCCAGGCUAUAGAAGAUGCAUUUCAGGGACUACUAGAGGCGGAUGUCGAGACAGAACAUGUGUCGUACAAACGACCGAUGAGGGAAGCUUCGCGCGAGCCGACCAAGGUCCCUGUGAAUGAGGACUCGCUUUUCGAUGUUAAUAUUGAGCAAAGAGAACUCAGCCCAGCUUAUUGGAUAGGUCCCAUUUACGAAGUCCGUCGUGGAACUUGGUUCUUCCAAGAUGGGUCUACAAUAAAACCCUGUGAAGAAAAUUUAGCUACUCAGCUGGAAGAAGGCUUCCUCAAAUCGAAACCAUGGCGAUACACAAGCCCUAGCUAUUCUUCCAAGCGUCCAGUCACAGAUAAAGACGGUUCUAGCUCUACAUCUAAUAGCACUGAAAAUGUUGGGAAUGCAACUUUGAUUUCUGGCAAUGAGCCUGAGCCUUACCGUUUAUUCGGUGCCUAUAUGAAUAGUAUAGUAACUUAUCAGGAUUCUUCGACGGCGUUGCUGAUGAGCGAUGAUUUCAUGUCCCGUAUGAGCACCACUUUCUAUCAGAAGCUUGGUGGCGUUCCAGGUACGAAGCUUGUACGUGGGUUUAUCGAAUCAAAAAAACAGAGGGAAUCACCUGACAAGCCCUGUGCUGAUACGAAAACAUCUGGGGAUGACAUCCCCGAUAUACUGUCUGGGGAGCUUCAAGAAAAGCAGGUACCACGGUUAUCUAAAACCACCACAUCUGAUCACCAAAUGCCAGGCGAUGAGAACGCCUCGGUGAAGGCGACUCCAAUAUUCGAACAGCACAAUCCAUUGGCUGGCUCGCGACCAGACAUGGUUGAACUUGAAGAACAAGCACGCAAACAAGAACAGAAGGAAAUGGAGGAUUCCAGGAAGGUCGAAGACAAAGAUCGAGAAAUCGAUCAUUUGAUUUUAGUUACUCACGGGAUCGGUCAGCGGCUUAGCAUGCGCCUGGAAAGUGUCAACUUCAUACACGACAUAAAUGUUUUACGCAAAACCCUAAAGAGCGUUUACAGAGCGUCUCCUGAUCUUCAAGCUCUCAACUCCGACUUUGAAGACAAGCAUGAAAAUUGCCGAGUUCAGGUCCUCCCAGUGUGCUGGAGGCAUUUACUUGACUUUCCGUAUCAGAAAGAGCAGCAAUCCCGCAUGGAAUUUGAUCUGGGCGAUGCGGAAACCCAGGGUGAUAUCUCGUAUCCUAGCUUGUCCGAUAUCACACUUGAUAAUGUGCCUGCAGUUCGGAAUCUCAUCUCCGAUUUAGCUAUGGACGUGCUUCUUUACCAGAGCGCAUACUGUGAACACAUUUCUCGAAUAGUCAAACAGGAGUGUAACCGGAUUUUGGACCUUUACAAGAGGAGGAAUCCUUCUUUUCGUGGCACUGUAAGCCUUUGUGGACAUUCGCUUGGUAGCGCCAUUCUCUUUGAUAUUCUCUGCCACGAACAGCAAGGUUCGGAAUCUUUUGAAACCGCCAAUUUGGACCAUGAUGACCCGAGUCACGAAGCAUUCCAGGGCGAUUCUUUAGCCUUUGAAUGCGAGGAUUUGUUCUGUUUAGGCUCCCCAAUAGCACUAUUUCAGAUGCUCAAAGGGAAGACCAUUGCUGGGCGACCACAUGGGAGUGGCGGCGGCGAAGAUGGCAAGUCUUCAGUCUGUCAUAAUGGACAGACUGCGACUGUUAAAUCGCCACCCACCUCUUCUGUACGCCAUGGCGUACAGCCUGUUAAAAAGGACACGCUUUUACAGCACAGUCAAGCUUCUGUGUCUUCUCCAAAUUGCCGACAACUGUUCAAUAUCUUUCAUCCCUCCGACCCAGUUAGCUAUCGUCUAGAGCCCCUCAUAUCACCAGCGAUGUCAUCUCUUAAACCACAGCCAUUACCGUCAGUCAAAAGAGGUCUUUGGACGACAUCAGGACAGAGCCUUUCAAUGAUUAGCAGCCGUGUUGGUCAAAGUGUGGGAUCAUUGUGGACCAAUUUUACAUCUGGUGUUGCAAGCAGUUUGCUAAACCGCAGUCUUGGUCUCACUUCGGAAACUGCUUCUUCCGAGUCAGCUUUGAAUUCUACCCUGCAGGCCCAGCAACCACGGCCGGUGGCUUCGAGAUCCAGCUCUCUGACACAAAAUGCCAGGAACCCUACCCUUAUCGACUCGGACCUGGAAACGCUCUAUGAGGGCUACCGUAGGACGGGGGGCGGCAGUAAGCGAAGGGGCUCACAGGCGAAUGGAGAGAAUCCCCGCGAUUCCCUGGGAAACGACCACUAUGGGGAGAAGCUCUUGAUUGAAGAUGCUAAAGUGAGAGCACUGAACUCCAAUGGCAGGGUCGACUAUAGCAUACAAGAGGGCACAUUUGAUAUAUCCAUGAUUGCUAGUAUUGCUAGUCACCUGAGCUACUGGUCUGACGAAGAUGUGUGCCAUUUUAUGAUGUCACAGAUGCUCUGUAGGAAGGCAACGGGCCAGAACUUAUGACCGGGAUAAGAUAUUGUGUGAAAUUUGAUAGUUUUGGCUAAUGGUAUCUGUUCAUGGUCAACCGUCUUUAGACUCGGCGUUGAUUGCGCAAGAAUGCAUCGAAAGCCCGCGACAUAGCGCCCAGUGAACUUCAAAAAUAACUCUCAUGUAGUUCCAAAUAGUCUGCAUUGUCUAUACAUACUACUGACUGGACAUUAGGUACUUAGGUUGCCAACUGAGCCUUUGACAUGACUUUUCUGGAUAUUCUUGUACGCACGCGAACAUACUGCAUAUGAAAAGUGUAUUCGUACUUAUGCCAGUCCGCAUGGACAUCCUCCUGGUGGAAUCAUGUCUUGGGAUUCUGUCCCAUUCAGAGUAAUCUAUAUCUUGUCUCCUUUCCAACUACCACAAGCUGCGUCCAAUGACUCAAAUGAUAAAUGUAUAUGACGCAGAAUAGCUUCUGUGCGAGCUGGUCAAUG
Molecule: messenger RNA, 3489 nt
Organism: Aspergillus sclerotioniger CBS 115572
Lineage: Eukaryota; Fungi; Ascomycota; Eurotiomycetes; Eurotiales; Aspergillaceae
Product: DDHD family phospholipase
Exons: 5
Coding region: 275-3031 (918 amino acids)
Cellular component (GO): cytoplasm
Molecular function (GO): metal ion binding; glycerophospholipase activity
Source: RefSeq, a predicted model, not a curated record